GUAGCCCUGAGUGUUUAUUGACUGUUUAAAUAAGGCAUAAAUGUUGUACCCCCCUUUCAAACUUUUAAACUGAGUUCUGAAAAUUUUGAAAACUACUGUGAUACUGAUAAUACUGUGCAAUGUAUUUCUCGGAGUGGUAUUAUUGUCAAACCCAGCUUCGCCAGCAGAGGGCACCCUAAGCGUUACACUAGUCUGGAGAAUUGGUCGCUGACGCUAGUAUAGAAAAGAGCGGUCAGUAUGUCAUGAGAGCGUACGAGUGUGCACGCUACAGAGUGCUCCCGAAGCUAACCUGCGUUCUUCAUAUUUCUUUCAGGGGUGAUGUUGAAGCGUGGAGGACGCAGACAGAAUGGCGACCCCUCAGACAUCCAGACAGAGCAGCUACUCCUCAAUCUCUACAAAGAUCAGGAUACAUGUCAUAGAGGUGGACUCUGUCCAGCGCUGGACGGAGGACUUAAGGCACAUGACGGAGGUGGAGUGCAUGUGUGUUCUGCAGUCCAAACCCAUCGGCGUGGAUGAAGACGCGGCGGGUGAGCUCAUCGUAUCGGGGGCGGGCGCUGCGAGCGAUCACGUGACCCGUGAUAACCUGCAGACGCUGCUGAAGAGGGCGCUGGUGGUCAGCACUGAGCUGGGGAAGAUGUUUCAGCGGCUGGAGAGAGGCCGCUGGCAGAGAGUUCACAGUACGGCCAUCAGGGUCAACUGUCACGUGCGCUCUCUGAUUCAAGAGUACAGCACGGCCAGAAACGCCCCGCCGGAGAUGCAGAAGUAUGAGAAAUCUCUGCUGGAAAAGUGCAUGGAGCUCAACAUCAUUACUGAGAGAUGUCUUCAUACUGAAGACGAAUACUUCCUCAGAUCCAUGAAAGAGGCCAUUCACGAGAUCCUGACUGAUCUCAGCGAUUCUUUUAGCCAUAUGAUUGAUAUGGCACUGGCCAAUGAAAUCCAGAUUCUCAUCGGACAGAUUGAGGAGUCUGAUAAUGUUCUCUCCAUCAGCGCUGCUAUCAGUAAUCUGCUGUCUUUAACUCAGGAUGGACCACAGCUCUGCAGCAUCAUCGCAAAGGAGGGGGCAGUGGUGGCUCUGCUGAAGAUCUGCAGACAGGACUGUUUCUCAUCUCUUUACGCUGAUGCUUUGAGAACCGUGGCAUCCAUCUGCUGUGUGGAAGAGGGCAUCACACAGCUGGAGAAGGUGGAUGGGAUCCUGUGUCUGGCAGAUAUCUUAACGGACGCUUCAUGUGCAGAGACCACACGAGCUGAAGCAGCCGCUGUGAUGGCACAGAUCACGUCUCCACAUCACACAUCUACACAACAUCUCGCCAGCUUUCUGGAGAGCAUGCAGGACAUCGUCACGGCUCUCAUCAAUCUGUGUGAGACUGCCUCCUGUGGUGAAGUGUUUCUGUUGGCCUCGGCAGCUCUGGCAAACAUCACAUUCUUUGACAGUAUGGCCUGUGAAAUCCUCCUGCAGCUCAACGCCGUUCGCAUCCUCGUCCAGGCCUGUAGAGACCGCCAGAGAGUAGACACACCGUACUCCAAAGACCAGGUUGUGACGAUCCUUGCCAAUCUGUCGGUCUUGGAGCAGUGCAGCGCCGAGGUGCUUCAGGAGAAGGGAAUUGAGCAGCUGCUGCUGUUGUUAAACGAAAAGCCGUCGUCCUCCAGUCCGUCUGAGAGCGCUGCAUGUGAACGGGUUCAACAGAAAGCUGCCGUCACGCUGGCUCGACUCAGCAGAGAUUCACACGUCGCUCAGACUGCCAUACAGCUUAUGGCUGUUCCUCAUCUCAUUGAGUUGUGCCGGUCACCAGCAGAAAGGAACAACAGCGACUCUGUGCUCGUGGCCAGUCUGGCCGCUCUGAGGAGACUGGCGGUUGAAUGUCCAGACAGUAUAACACCUGCUGACCAUCAACAGCUCAUCAAACCCAGACUGGUGGAUUCCUUUCUCUUGUGCUCUAACAUGGAGGAAAGUUUUGUCUAAGGCACUGUCCACACGAACACGGGUAUUUUCAAAACCGGAGCUUUAUCCAUGCGGUUUGGCCAUUCGUCCACACGCAAACGCAGUACUCGAUCACUGAAACCGAACUUUUUCGAAAACUCCUGCCAGGCUGAAGAUUUUUAGAAACUCUGCUUUCAGUGUUAAUGUGUAGAUGGUGAAACCGGAGAUUUGGCGUAUGACGUUGCAAUGUGUGCUGCUAUCUCCUUUGUUUGACGUCAGAUUCCAGGCUUCUGAUUGGCCAACACGGCUUUAUGGUUAGGGUUAUAUCGCCACCUGUUGGUUUGGCAUGCUUUUGACAGCGCUUUAUAGCCUGUUUUUGCGUUUCCGUUUGGACGCGUUUUUUUUAAACAAAGAAGGAAAAACUCUGGUUAUUAAAAUACCUGUGUAUGUGGACUAGGCUUAAGCAAUCUGUCUUUAGCCAAAGAAAUGAAGAAUUUCCAGUGUAUUGUAUGUGUGACAUGUUUUUAUACAAACAGAACAUGAAUCAUGCAUGAUUGGGAUGUACACAGAUGACAUGUAUUGAUUCUGAAUUAUUUAAUACUUUUGUUAAAUGAACACAGGCAUGAAUAAAGAAUAAAGACAAAAUGGUUAU
Molecule: messenger RNA, 2570 nt
Organism: Triplophysa rosa
Lineage: Eukaryota; Metazoa; Chordata; Actinopteri; Cypriniformes; Nemacheilidae
Gene: insc
Product: protein inscuteable homolog
Exons: 13
Coding region: 347-1960 (537 amino acids)
Biological process (GO): apical protein localization; regulation of asymmetric cell division; asymmetric cell division
Cellular component (GO): apical cortex
Molecular function (GO): protein binding; cytoskeletal adaptor activity
Source: RefSeq, a predicted model, not a curated record